AAAGGGCGCGGACAUCGGAAGCUUUGCUAGCUAAACUGCAAAAGCAGCAAGGCUUUUUUACCAAGCUUCACACAUCCAGGGAUGCAGCAACCAAGACCAGCUUUGUGAUAGCUCACAAAAUCGCUAAAACCAGUAAGCCAUUCUCGGAGGGGGAGUUUAUCAAAGAGUGCUUGGUGGACUCUGCAGCUUUAAUAUGCCCUGGAAAAAAAGAAGAAUUUGAGAAAGUCCCGCUCUCCAGGCGAACCGUGACGAGAAGGGUCGAGGACAUAUCGUGCAAUCUGGAGCUUCAGCUGCAACGUGAAGUGGCAAAUUUUGACUUUUUCUCCUUGGCUUUGGAUGAGAGCUGUGAUGUCCGUGACACAGCCCAGUUACUUGUAUUUGUCCGCGGGAUAACGCCGGACUUCAAGAUUACGGAGGAGCUGGCAGCAAUGCGGUCGAUGAAAGGAACAACUACAGGGAGCGAUCUCUUCAUGGAGGUGAAUGCGUGCAUGGACACACUGGGACUGAAAUGGGACAGACUGGCAGGUGUCACAACGGACGGUUGUCCAAAUUUUACAGGGAAAAAUGUGGGACUUUUAAAACGUAUGCAAGAUAAAGUGGCUGAAAUCGACGCAGAUCAGGAAUUAAUAUUUUUGCAUUGUAUUAUACACCAACAUGUGUUGUGCAAGUCGGUGCUAAAAAUGAACCAUGUUAUUAAUGUUGUUAGUAACAUAGUAAACUUCAUCAGGGCACGGGCAUUGAAUCACAGACAGUUUGUCGCACUUUUGGAGGACCAUGCGUCUGAGCAUAGUGACAUCAGUUACCACACACCUGUCAGAUGGCUCAGCCUGGGCAAAGUGCUAAAAAGAGUUUGGGAUCUGAAAACAGAGAUUCGAGAGUUUUGUGAGAUGAAAGGCAAAGACAUCCCAGAGCUCUCAGAUGAGGACUGGAUGGCAGAUUUUGCAUUUGCUGUUGAUGUGACCGCACUGAUGAAUGACCUGAAUACCAAACUGCAAGGCAGGGGCCUUUUUGUUCAUGAAAUGCACACCCUGGUGAAGGCUUUCAUGAAAAAGAUGUUGUUUCUUUCAAGCCAACUGGAGAACAACAAUCUCACUCACAUGCAAACCCUGAAAGAAGUCACACCAUCAGCCGAUCACCUCCGCAGGUACUCAUCCAUGUUAGGAGCAUUGCAUUGUGAGUUUUCAAGGAGAUUUGAAGAUCUCAGGACAAUCGAGGAUGAAAUGCACAUGAUUUCCUCUCCCUUUACCUGCAGUGUGGAUAAUGCACCCAGUGAUGUUCAGCUGGAACUCAUUGACCUGCAGUCUGAUGCAGUACUGGCAGAGCUCUUUAAAUCAGGAUCUCUGCUGGAUUUCUACUCUUCUCUCAAGGAGGAGAACUUUCCAAACAUGAAGAGACAUGCUCAGAAGAUGUUGGUUCUCUUUGGCUCUACCUACAUAUGUGAACAAACAUUUUCAAUGAUGAAGUUCAUGAAAUCCAGUUACAGAUCAUCUCUCACUGACGAUCAUCUGUCAGCUGUGCUUCGCAUCUCCACCUCAGACAUUCAACCUGAUUUUGAUGCACUCGUUAAAGCCCAGCAGAGACUAGAUUUCUCUCACUGAACAAGAAAAAAUAACUUAAAAAUGUAAAAAGUUUUAAAUGGUUGAGUUGUGCAUGAUUUUAAUUAUAUUGUGGUUAUUUUUAUUUGCAUGUUUAGCGUGUUUUUAUGAUGCCGUUUUAGGGAUUAAUUGCCUUUCCCAUUGUUUUGUGAAAUUCGCUUGAAUAAAUUACAUUUUUUGGAAGGCAACCUCAUGUUUUCAUUGCUUAAUUAUAACAUGUACUCUUACCAGCUUGUCAAAACAAUGCUAUUUACUGCUUUUUACAAAGAAGUACAGUUCAUAUUAUGCAGAAUUGAGAUCAGCCUUUUGGCCGGCCCUCCACAAUAUUUUCUGUUUCUCAUGUGGCCCCAUGGAAAAAAUAAUUGCCCACC
Messenger RNA from Xiphophorus couchianus (Monterrey platyfish), 1966 nucleotides. Its product is annotated as general transcription factor II-I repeat domain-containing protein 2-like. The coding region runs from base 429 to 1598 and encodes 389 amino acids. The record is from RefSeq and is a predicted model, not a curated record. NCBI's taxonomy places the organism in Eukaryota, Metazoa, Chordata, Actinopteri, Cyprinodontiformes, Poeciliidae. The transcript has a single exon. Gene Ontology annotation, molecular function: protein dimerization activity.